CAGUGGGGCUCGCGUUGGCCUCGCUUCCCGGCGGCUCGCCCGGCAGCCUGACUGGCCUGGGAGACGCCCCGCGCCCGGGCCGGGGGCCCCGGAGGGCCGCGAUGGCCUGAGAGCCCGAGGCGCGGCGGCCGGAGUGCGACAUGGGGAACCAGGAUGGGAAGCUGAAGAGGAGCGCAGGUGAUGCCUCCCACGAAGGCGGCGGCGGCGCGGAGGAUGCUGUUGGGCCCAGGGAUGUGGAGGCCACAAAGAAGGGGAGCGGGAGCAAGAAGGCUCCGGGCAGGCACGGCAAGGGGGGCGGCGGCGGCGGCGGCGGGGAGCCCGGCAAGAAGAAGGGCAAGUCGGAGUCGAGAGCCUCGGUGUUUUCCAACCUCAGGAUCAGGAAGAACCUGUCCAAGGGAAGAGGCGCCGGCGGCUCCCGCGAGAAUGUGCUGGACUCCCAGGCCCUGCAGACCGGGGAGCUGGACAGCGCUCCCUCCCUCAUCACCAAGACCCCGGACCUCAGCCUGUCCGCGGACGAGACCGGCCUGUCGGAUACCGAGGGUGCCGACGCCUUUGAGGUGACCCGUCCGCGUGGCCCUAAGCAGGCGGAGGCUGGGGUCCGGAGCCAGGCUGUCGCCGAAGAUUUGGAAACUGCGGCAGGGGCGCAGGAUGGACAAAGGACCAGUUCGGGCUCGGACACGGACAUCUAUAGCUUCCACUCGGCUACGGAGCAAGAGGAUUUGCUCUCAGACAUCCAGCAGGCGAUCCGCCUGCAGCACCUCCAGGGCGCCCAGGGGCCAGCAGUGUCCCCCGUCGCCACCUCCCCACAGCCCGGGGCCUUCCUGGGCCUGGACCGAUUCCUGCUGGGGACCAGCGGCGUGGCUGCGGAGGCCCCGGGCAGUCCGGACACCGAGCCGCCGCUGUCCGCGCUCUCCGACCUGCCCGAGAGCCCGGUCGCUGAGCCCCCGGUGCCUGAGCCACCGCCGCCCCCCAGCGGCCGCCGAGCCUCGGAGGCGCCCGUCCUGCCGGUGGCCCAGCCCACGGCCGUGGACUCAUCCUCGUCCACCGUCUUCCAGUUUCCCGAGGUCGGGCCCGGAGAGGGUGCGGCCAGAGCCCCUGUGCAGAGGGCUGGGGACACGGAUGAGGACGGCGAGGAGGACGCUUUUGAGGAUGCUCCCCGCGGCUCUCCGGGGGAGGAGUGGGGCCUGGCGGCGGAAAAGGCCUCGCAGGGGGUGGGGGGAGAGCCGGGGGAGGGGGCGCGAGGGCCCUGCGCUCCCGCGGCCGCCUCCCUGCCGGGCAGCCCGGCCCCCAGCCCGCGCUGCGCCAAGCCCUACCCGCCCGUCACCCCCUGCUACAUCAAGACCACCACCCGGCAGCUCAGCUCGCCCAAUCACUCCCCGUCGCAGUCCCCCAACCAGAGCCCCAGGAUCAAGAGGCGGCUGGAGUCCUCCCUGAGCCGGGGACCCAGAGCUGCCUUCGCCUCCGCGGCCGCCCCGGCCAAGAAGCACCGGGCCGACGGCGGCCUCUCGGGCGGCCUCAGCCGCUCUGCCGACUGGACCGAGGAGCUGGACGCCUGUGCGCCCCGGGCGGGAGGCUCGGCGCACCUGCUGGAGCGCGGGGCGGCCGCCGACAGUGGGACGCCCCCCGACGGUGCGACGCCCCCGCCGCUGGCAGCCAAGGCGUCUGGGGCGCAGGCGGCCGCGGAUGGCUUCCAGAACGUGUUCACGGGACGGACUCUGCUGGAGAAGCUGUUCAGCCAGCAGGAGAACGGGCCUCCGGAAGAGGCGGAGAAGUUCUGCUCCCGCAUCCUCGCCAUGGGUCUUCUCCUUCCCUUCAGCGACUGCUUCAGGGAGCCGUGCGGUCAGAACGCCCAGUCCAGCUCGGCCCCGUUCGACCAAGAUCAACUUUACACCUGGGCUGCCGUUAGCCAGCCCACACACUCACUGGACUACACAGAAGGGCAGUUCCCCAGGCGAGUCUCGUCUGCUCGGCCACCACCCGACUCUCCUGGCGAAGAACGCAGGCCCAAGGAUGCUGAGACAGAAUCCCAAUCUGCUGUUUUGGAAACUCUGAAAAAUUGUUCAGACGCUGUUCAGCAGGAAGUUGCAGACAUGAAGUCUGAGGGACAGGCGACUGUAAUUCAGCAGCUGGAACAGACCAUCGAGGAUCUGAGGACCAAAAUCGCUGAACUAGAGAAACAGCAUCCUGCUGUGGACGCGGGCCUGGCCAGCGGCCCACCCGGGGUGCGGAACGGGGUGGCGUCCUCGGAGGAGGUCCGCCUGGAAGCUCUCAGGUUAGGACAAAAGGAUGUACAGCCUCAGCGGAUUUUACGGGCACAGUCCAUCCAGACGUCCCCAACAGAGGAAGGGGGGCUACCGGCACUGCCUUCUGUUACUACACUGCCCGAGCGUCCCUCUUGGCCACCAGGGGCUGAAAGCGGAGUCGCGGCUGUGCCAUCCCCACCUGCGGGACCUCAGACAAAAUUCUGUUCGGAGAUUUCUUUGAUUGUGUCUCCAAGGCAAAUAUCAGUGCAACUCAGCGCACAUCAGUCCACGCAGCCUCCGCCACCUCCACCCCUGCCGCGGCCAGACGGUCGGGCAGAGGCGGCCUCUGGGUCGUCCCAGCCUUCCUUUCAGACUCAGCUUGACAGCAGCCACCAGCAGUCCGUGUCAUCGCCCCCUGAGGACAGCCCGAAAGUCCCACCCCCGCCGCCUCUGCCUGGCACUGGGUCUUCCAGCUCCAUGCCUGGCCUGGGCAUGGUGCCUCCCCAGCCUCCUCCCCUCGGUACCGCAGUCCCUCCGCUGCCGUCUAUGCCCAGUACAGAGAUGCUGCCACCCCCUCCCCCUCCUCUUCCUGGAGUGGGGAUACCCCCUCCCCCUCCUCCCCCUCCUCUUCCUGGAAUGGGGAUACCCCCUCCCCCUCCUCCUCCUCCUCUUCCUGGAGUGGGGAUACCCCCUCCCCCUCCUCUCCCUGGAGUGGGGGUACCCCCUCCCCCUCCUCCUCCUCCUCUUCCUGGAAUGGGGAUACCCCCUCCCCCUCCUCCCCUGAUACCCCCCCCUCCUCCUCCUCCUCUUCCUGGAAUGGGGAUACCCCCUCCCCCUCCUCUUCCUGGAGUGGGGAUACCCCUCCCCCCUCCCCCUCCUCUUCCUGGAAUGGGGAUACCCCCUCCCCCUCCUCUCCCUGGAGUGGGGGUACCCCCUCCCCCUCCUCUUCCUGGAAUGGGGAUACCCCCUCCCCCUCCUCUCCCUGGAGUGGGGGUACCCCCUCCCCCUCCUCUUCCUGGAAUGGGGAUACCCCCUCCUCCUCCUCUUCCUGGAGUGGGGAUACCCCCUCCCCCUCCUCUUCCUGGAGUGGGGAUACCCCCUCCCCCUCCUCUCCCUGGAGUGGGGAUCCCCCCACCUCCUCCCCUGCCAGGUGUGGGUAUUCCACCUGCUCCCGCUCCUCCUCCUGGUCCUGGAACAGGCGUCCCCUCACCCCCACCUCCACCCCCACCUGCUCUGCCUCCGGGAUCUGGCCCUCCACUCGCCCCACAAGUUGGGGGUAGCACUUUACCAGCACCACAAGUGUGUGGAUUUCUUCCCCCUCCGAUGCCAACGGGCUGGUUUGGCUUAGGAAUGAGCCAGGACAAAGGGAGUAGGAAGCAGCCCAUAGAGCCUUGCCGGCCAAUGAAGCCUCUGUACUGGACGAGAAUCCAACUGCACAGUAAAAGAGACUCCAGUGCUUCGCUCAUUUGGGAAAAAAUCGAAGAGCCAUCCAUAGACUGUCAUGAAUUUGAGGAAUUAUUUUCUAAAACUGCUGUGAAGGAAAGGAAGAAACCUAUUUCUGACACCAUCACAAAGACCAAGGCUAAACAAGUUGUCAAGUUAUUAAGCAACAAAAGGUCACAAGCAGUUGGAAUAUUAAUGUCUAGCCUUCAUUUAGAUAUGAAAGACAUACAACAUGCUGUUGUGAACUUGGACAAUUCUGUGGUUGAUCUGGAGACUCUGCAAGCUCUCUAUGAGAAUAGGGCACAGUCCGACGAACUGGAAAAAAUUGAAAAGCAUGGCCGGUCCUCCAAAGACAAGGAGAAUGCCAAGUCUCUGGACAAGCCUGAACAGUUUCUAUAUGAGCUGUCCCUGAUCCCCAACUUCUCCGAGCGAGUCUUCUGCAUCCUGUUCCAGUCGACAUUCUCAGAAAGCAUUUGCUCCAUUCGCCGCAAACUGGAAUUGCUGCAGAACUUAUGUGAGACUUUAAAAAAUGGCCCGGGGGUGAUGCAGGUUCUGGGUUUGGUUCUUGCCUUUGGCAACUACAUGAAUGGUGGAAAUAAGACUCGGGGACAGGCAGACGGUUUCGGAUUAGACAUUCUCCCGAAGCUGAAAGAUGUCAAGAGCAGCGACAAUAGUAGAAGCCUUCUGUCAUACAUUGUUUCCUAUUAUCUUCGGAAUUUUGAUGAGGAUGCCGGAAAAGAACAGUGCGUUUUCCCGUUACCAGAACCACAGGAUCUUUUCCAGGCUUCACAGAUGAAGUUUGAAGACUUUCAAAAAGAUCUCAGAAAACUGAAGAAAGACUUGAAAGCCUGUGAGGUUGAAGCGGGGAAAGUGUACCAGGUGUCCUCAACGGAGCACAUCCAGCCCUUCAAAGAAAACAUGGAACAGUUUAUUGUUCAAGCUAAAAUUGACCAAGAGGCAGAGGAGAACUCACUAACAGAGACUCAUAAAUGCUUUCUGGAGACCACAGCCUAUUUCUUCAUGAAGCCAAAAAUUGGAGAGAAGGAGGUGUCCCCAAAUGUUUUUUUCAGUAUCUGGCAUGAAUUCAGCUCUGACUUUAAAGACUUUUGGAAGAAAGAGAACAAACUCAUUCUACAAGAGAGAGUUAAAGAAGCUGAAGAGGUGUGUAGGCAGAAAAAGGGAAAAUCACUGUAUAAAAUAAAACCAAGACACGACUCUGGAAUCAAAGCAAAGAUAAGCAUGAAAACAUGAAUACAGAAGAGCAACGGAAAACGAGCCCCUCUCUAACUACUUACAACUCGUUCCGCUGACCUGAAGGCGGGAAGGAAACUACAUCAUCUUGAUCAUUUUUCUUCUUUACCUCUUGCAUAAUCUUUGUGUUUUCAAGACAGUUCACCAAUGGUUGAAUUUUACUGAACAUUCAUAUACAAAUGCAAAAGCAGUAGACCAGUGGAGAAUUUGACACCUUUCCUUUUUGUAAAAGUUUUUGGUAUUCUACCGAGAGACCGAAACCGCAUGUGUAAGAGGCGGUGUCCGCAUUAAUUCCGAACAUGCUCACGUGUCCCUAAAGUUUACCUUUGUGAGAAUAUUCCGUACACAGCACAAUUCUUUCCUUUCUACCGACAGCCAGUACUCCACGUUGCUGCAUUUAGAUUUAUGGUUAAAAUGUUAUUUCUAGUGAAUUAUAUCGGUUUCCCAUCUACGUAUACAUUUUCUGUUCUAAACUUUAAGUGCUAUUCAUGUGUCAUAAUUGAGGCUUUCCCAACUUUUGGAGUUGCUCUCCAUAAAUAUGUUUGUGAAAGAAGAUGAUCAUUUUUUUAAUUCAUCAAGGGAUGGGUAGAAAAAAUAGAUAGAAGGAAACCCCUUUCCUGUGAAUCAUUGAAUAUAGGCAGACAUCAGAGUUCUGUUUAUUGAGGGCUUUUAUCAGACUGUCCAUUGGAGACCCUGCAUAAAACUAAUCUGUAGCAGAAGGACGUAAAACCAAAGGCCUGCGUCUCUGUAACUAUGCCAUUGCUUUGCACAAAGAAAAUAGGACUCAGUCUUUUGAAGGAAUUUAACUAAAUGAUGCUCAUAAAAUUGCCAAACAUGACUCAUUUUUGGCCAGGGAAAAAAAGUAACUUCUUGGAUAGAUCAGCAACUUGUUAGUUAAACACACCAGCCUGAAUAUUUUAACGUCAUAUACUGGGGUUGUCUCUAUGUGUUACAGCAGGUGAUUAAAAGCUGCGAAAUGGGUAUGCAGUGAUUCAUUAUCUGAAGAAUCCUAGGGAAGAAUUUUAUGGUGUGGGGGGAAAAUUAAAUCUCCUACUCUUCUGAGGAUACUUACAGUCAGCUUAUGACGCAUUGUGAUGGUUUUAGCUGACAUUAAUAGGUGUGGGGGUUAUGGUGGUUAAUACAGAGGAGAAUUUAUUGCAAGCCAAUUAUGGAAAGCAACUCAAAAAGAGAAUGUUCUGACUCAUAACUAUGUAUUUAUGUAAAGUACGACCAUUUACCAUUUAGUUUGUCAUUUAAGUGCUAAGAAACAUCAGUGGGUUUUUGGUUGUAGAUUUGUAGCCUUCCUGUCUUCUUCACUCCCUCCGAUGUGUAUAUUAAUAUUCUUCAAUGAAAAUAUA
Molecule: messenger RNA, 6295 nt
Organism: Artibeus jamaicensis (Jamaican fruit-eating bat)
Lineage: Eukaryota; Metazoa; Chordata; Mammalia; Chiroptera; Phyllostomidae
Gene: FMN2
Product: formin 2
Biological process (GO): actin nucleation; intracellular transport
Cellular component (GO): actin filament; cytoplasm; nucleus
Molecular function (GO): microtubule binding
Source: RefSeq, a predicted model, not a curated record